AACCCAGGUCGCGUGUCGUGCGCCUCACAUACUCGUCGAAACUUCAUACCUCGAUUGACAUAAGACCCCAGAUGCCUGCAACGAGGCAUCCAAGGACGGACUCGGAGCACACUAGCCCAGGACGCGCACAGAAGUCAGCCAUCCAGAAACUCCCCCACGACACACUCCGUGAAAUCUUCCUCGAGAUAGUUUCGACGUACCACAUACUCUCGCGCAACCUAGGAACGCCAGCGAUUGCCCGCGUCUGCCGCGACUGGCGCGCAACUGCUCUUCAGGAUCCCAGACUUUGGUCGACCAUCAACAUUCCGUAUGGCGAGAGCUGGAGCUCGUCUGCUGAGAAUGAGAUACGAACGUACCUUUAUCGAUCCCGACAACUCCCUUUGCAUGUCUGCGCCACCGGCGACAUGAGCGACCUACGCUACGAUGACGACCAGGAGAUGUACCUUGGUGGCGAUUUUGGUCCCGGCGACGAAUUCGCGAUGCGCGCCAUUGAGCUCAUCGGCAAGCUCUCCGCUGACCGUUGGAAAUCCUUCUCACUCUCUGGCCAUCACGACAUCUUCGACCGUCAGGAGAAGCUCUUCCUUCCUCUGCUCGACACCAUCAUCAUCGCCGUCAAAGCCUCGCCCCUUCCUGAGACAGCCGAUCCACUUCGGCUUGGAUUCCUCGAGCAGGCGCCACGCGUACGCAAAAUAACUCUAGACGUGCGUUAUCUAGCCUUCAGUCUACCGGCCUGGGGUAGCCUCAAAGAAGCCACAUACCUACUCCAUCAUAGCACUGACGAAGAGUUCAUGACUGUCGAGAAUCAGAUCAGGCUCCAACCUCAGCUCGAGGCGCUCGAGGUGCACGACUUUGACGGUCAUUUCGGGGUAUUCGCACCCCGUGUUCUCCCCAUCGGCGCGCUCAUCCGCAUGCCGCAUCUGACCACCGUGACGGUCUCUGGCAUCGGACACCUCAUCCUCACCUGCCUCGACGCGCCCAGUCUGCGCAACGUAGUCGUACGCCACGGCUACGAAGAGGGCGGGCCAGGUCCGCUAUCUUCCAUCAUGCGCUUGCCCGACAAGUCCUCCCUACGCGCCCUCGAGCUGGCCCGCGUCGAACUUGACGAGGAUGUCGGAAUGGAUAUCGUGUAUAGAUGCCUGGAGGGCCUCCCGGCACUGGAGUUGUUGCGUGUCGAAAGCAGCCAGCGCUUCGUCACACCUGGAAGCAUCCUGCGGAACGACCUUCUCGUGUGGCUCGCUCGGAAUGAAGCCGCGCCCGUACGUCUACCGCAGCUCGCAGGGCUCUUUCUAUACUUUGGCGCGAGCCGUCCCAGGGGGGUGGAAGAGCGACUGCAGAAGUUACUGGAGUCUCGGGCAUCGAAGGAACAUGUUGGUGGCGUCUUCCUGAGAGCUCUGACGCGCUUCGACACAGACAUAGGCGAGGAAUUCCGUAUGGCAUAGUGGGAGUACUCGGAUAUGUUUGAUUGCUGAAACCGAUUUGAGUAAUGGAGUUCUUUCUGGAGUGGUCGGUGGAUUAGUACACGGACCUCUGGAUGGGCAACUGUGCCAC
Schizophyllum commune H4-8 is the source of this 1548-nucleotide messenger RNA. RefSeq lists its product as uncharacterized. The transcript has a single exon. The coding region runs from base 72 to 1439 and encodes 455 amino acids. The record is from RefSeq and is a predicted model, not a curated record. Lineage: Eukaryota; Fungi; Basidiomycota; Agaricomycetes; Agaricales; Schizophyllaceae.